AUGCCGCCAAACGCAAACGCGUCGACUCGCCCCAACCUUGCCGACCGACGACUCUGGUCCAACAUCUCCAUCGCCUCGAAGCGCUCGCAAUUCUCUUUUGCCACCUCGGCCUUUGAAGCAGACGAUGAGCGCUCCUCCUCCGACGCAAGCAUGAGCUCCGACGACGACGACGGCAGAUUGGCGGCGCUGGACGCCGCUGUUCCCCACUACGGUGGACAUGACACCCGGCCGACCAGUCCCAAGGAGAUCAAGGGCUGGUACAUGUACGCAUUUGCGGCAGAGACGUAUGUUAUAUGCGGAAUAGGCUCAUUCAUCCCCAUCUUGCUGGAAUCACUGGCUCGCGAAAAUGGUGUGCUCAUGUCCGAUCCCACUGUACCCUGUGGCAGCAGCGAUAGCAAGAAUAAAGACGACGGCCAGUGUGUCGUCUAUGUCCUCGGCAUGCCCAUCAACACAGCCAGCUUCGCCAUGUACACCUUUUCCGUCAGCGUCCUGGCACAGGCGCUCUUGGUGGUCAGCAUCAGCUGCGCCGCCGACCACGGCAGUUAUCGAAAGAAGAUGCUUCUUGCCUUUGCUUGGAUUGGCAGCUUUUCCGUCAUGUCCUUCAUCUUCAUCAAUAAAUCGGUGUACCUUCUCGGCGCAAUAAUCACCAUCAUCUCAAACACGUCAUUCGGCGCAUCAUUUGUCCUACUCAACUCGUUUUUGCCGCUGCUAGUUCGCAACCACCCGACACUGCUUGCUGCGAAAGCGCCCACCACGAAUGGCUUCGGCGGCCCUGCCUUAGACCCCCGACCAAGGCAAGAGUCCGUCGAGAGCCUGGCCAACUCGACCUCUGCGCUUCUACCCGACGAAGCCGCGAAUGGCAAUGGAUUAGAGCCUGGGCCGACGCAUGCCGAGAUCACAUCCAAAGAGCUCAAGCUAUCUACUAGCAUAUCUUCGACAGGAAUCGGCAUUGGCUACAUAGCAGCAUUGUUUGUUCAAUGCGUUGCCAUUGGGAUUAUUAUUGCAAUGAAGAAUACUACCUGGUCGCAGCGUGUGGCACUGUUUGUUGUCGGCUGCUGGUGGGCCAUCUUCACCAUCCCAGCUGCGCUGUGGCUUCGCCCAAGACCCGGGCCUCCGCUGACAAUCAACGGACGCACCGAGGGCAUUUCUUGGAUAUCGUAUUUCUUAUACUCUUGGAAGUCUCUGCUGAAGACUGUACGUGUGGCCCGCCGACUCCUGGACAUUAUGCUCUUCUUGGCGGGCUGGUUUCUCCUCUCCGAUGCCAUCGCCACGACGAGCUCCACCGCGAUCCUCUUCGCGAAAACACAGUUGCAUAUGAAACCAUGGGCGCUGGGGAUGAUCAACGUCAUAUCGACAGCGUCCGGCGUAUUCGGCGCAUUCGGCUGGUCGUGGAUCUCCAACUUCUUCGGCCUCAAGCCGCACCAGACUAUUCUCGUCUGCAUCGGCCUCUUUGAGCUCAUCCCCGUCUACGGGCUCAUGGGAUAUUUGCCCUUUGUCCAGCGCUGGGGUGUGCUGGGCCUGCAGCAACCGUGGGAGAUGUACCCCCUCGCAGCCGUCUACGGUCUCGUCCUUGGCGGCCUCGGCGCCUACUGCCGCUCCUUGUACGGCGAACUGAUCCCGCCCGGCUUCGAGGCGGCAUUCUACGCGCUCUACGCCAUUACGGACAAGGGAUCCAGCGUGUUCGGGCCGGCGAUUGUUGGGCGCAUCAUCGAUAAGACCGGCAGCAUCCGCCCUGCAUUUUGGUUCCUCGGCGCGAUUGUCGCGUUGCCGGCACCGCUGAUCUACAUGAUCAAUGUUGAGCGCGGAAAGCUGGAUGGCGGCAAGGUGGCAGAGGCGCUGGAGGGGGUCGUCGCGGAUACCCAUCAAGAGGAGGGAGACGACGAGGAGAGACACGCGAUGCUCAGACAUGACGAGGAGCAAGAUUCGGAAGAGACAGCCAGAGGUUAG
Cordyceps fumosorosea ARSEF 2679 is the source of this 1947-nucleotide messenger RNA. Its product is annotated as Major facilitator superfamily transporter. Gene Ontology annotation, biological process: amino acid transmembrane export from vacuole. The coding region runs from base 1 to 1947 and encodes 648 amino acids. The transcript is spliced from 2 exons. The record is from RefSeq and is a predicted model, not a curated record. NCBI's taxonomy places the organism in Eukaryota, Fungi, Ascomycota, Sordariomycetes, Hypocreales, Cordycipitaceae.